Molecule: messenger RNA, 1665 nt
Organism: Trypanosoma brucei brucei TREU927
Lineage: Eukaryota; Euglenozoa; Kinetoplastea; Trypanosomatida; Trypanosomatidae
Exons: 1
Coding region: 1-1665 (554 amino acids)
Molecular function (GO): protein binding
Source: RefSeq, a predicted model, not a curated record
AUGAAGAAGAAUAACUCCAAGGGUAACUCCAGUGCAAACAAAGCUUCGGCCGGUGACGUCUCUCAGGUGCAGUUCUGGAACUACUUGAAGAAAGGUGAUGAUGAAGGCCUGGAGAAAACCUUAUUGCAGCGCGUCGAAAACUCAGAGACGGGUGAAGUGACGGUAGUGGUUAACUCGGCAGUGGCAAAUCAGCUUGUCAAUAGCCCCAAUGCGAAGAAAAUCCUUCCAUUAUCGUACGCCAUAAGCCAAGGAAUGAGUGAGCGGGGGCUGCACGCGCUUCUACUGGCAGGCGCCAAAAUCGAUGCUAUGGAUGGAACGUCCGAGCGCGCUACCGCGUUGCACGCUGCGUGCUGGGGCGAGAACGACAGCGCGGUAAUGUUGCUAUUACGUUGCGGGGCCAAUCCCCUCGCGGUUGAUUCCCAAGGUCGCACACCCCUUCACGUACUUGCUUCAUUGAACGCCAUAUCGCUCUUCUCACUUGUUCUGGAGACGGUAACCAAAUUUGGCGUGGACCAAAAUACUUGUAGGGGAGAUGAUACCGAACAGCGGUUGGAGGGUCAUCUUUCACUGGAAGGUCAUUCGCCGGUAAUAGUCCCUGCUGAAAGACUUCUUGACAGCCGAGACAAAGCGGGACUUACUGUUUUGCAUACCGCCGUUUCCGACAUUAGCAGCGGCUCGGAUGGUGUGAUCAGCAAACUACUGUCGUAUUUGGAGGAAAUGGCAAAAACAAGCGCGGACAAGGUGUCACGGUUGGUGAAUAUGACAACUGACUCUGAAAGCACGGCACUCCAUCUGAUUCUGUCCUGGCCGAACUGCGAUGAAGGUGUGAUGAUGCAUACCGUAGAGCGGCUCCUCAAACUGGGGGCGUCUGCUAGUGCUGUUGAUAAAUAUGGUCAGACGGCAGUCACAGUGGCAGUGACGACACACGUUGGGAUUACGGUGGCAAACGUCGUACGAUCGCUUUUGAGAAGUGUUGAGGAAGGUGAAGACAACGAGGCCCGUCUUAAGAAUGUGUUCAUGCAGUGUGAUAAUGAAAAAGGUUACGCGCUCAUUCAUCACGCCGUUGCUGCAAAUAACAUAGAAGUUGUGAAAGUUCUUGUGAACUUCCUUGGGGAGUUCGAUGGAGCUUCUGGUUCGCAAUACAUUCGCCACUGGCUUGGUGGGCUGCUUACUGACAACAACGAAACGGUAGUGCAGCUAAUUGUGGAAUACGGUUGCGAUGAAAUAGCCGAUCUCCUUAUUGGAUUCCAAGCUAUAAACAAGAUCGAUUACGAAAAAUACAAGGAAGAACAUGAAAAAAUCAGGGAAGACGAGUCAGUUGGUAAUUUGGAGGAUGGCGAUAUCGACAGUAACGAGGAAGGGGGACAUGAAAUUGGAGACGAGGUGGGGCUGCGCGGAAGACAGUUUGCUGGCCGUAGCACCGCAGCUGGUGCUUCUUCCGGAGGCUCGCGUAUCCAGCUGGCACGGAGGGCGCGGGCACGGGCGCAGGCGCAGUCGGCAGCUCAGCGGAAGAAAGAUUCACCGAGGCAAGACAGUGAGGUGGCGGAUCGCCAGCGGAAUGCCGCACCUCUUUGGGUCAUGUUAUGUGCGGUCCUAAUUUUCAUUGCGUCGGCUGCGCUUGUUGGGUUCACGUUUAGGAAUACCAUUGUAAGUUUGUUCGGUUAA